CAGCGCGUCGCAGCCGGUCCCCAGGGGCACCCGAAUUGCCCAGCACCCAGCACCCUCUCAGGGUCAUGGGCAGGGUUUCCUUCAGCGUCCGAUUGGGCUCCAUCCGGAGACCCCGCUGUCCUUGCCAGGGGCGAUGCUACCUCUCCUGCAGAGCCGGUUCUCCGCACGCGGCGCUCCACGCACCUGGCGGACUUGGCUGCGCGCUGGCGCCGGGGCGGGCUGCAGAGGGGGCGGUCGGUGCCAGCGCCCCGGGGGUCUCCGGCUUCCUCUUCGCACCAGCCACGCAGGCGCCCCGCAGCUGGAAGGACCGCGCGGCAGCCUUGCCUGACCCAGACGUGUUGGGAGCUGAUGACACUAACAGAGGUGACGGCUGCUCUCAGAUGCUGGUGACUACCAACCUUCUUCGCUUCCUGCUGCUGGUCCUGAUCCCGUGUAUCUGCGCUCUGGUCGUCCUGCUGGUGAUUCUGCUUUCCUUUGUGGGAACAUUAAAAAAGACUUAUUUUAAAUCAAAUGGAAGUGAACCUUUGGUCACUGAUGGUAAAGGCCAAACCUCGGAUGUUAUUCUCACAAACACAAUCUAUGACAAGAGCCCUGUGGUGUCUACUGCUCCUCCCAGCCAGCACAUUUCAGCCUGGACGACGGGCGCUUCGCUCCCAGGGGACCAAAGCCACUGGAAUAUAAGUGCCUGCAAGAACAUCACCCACAGUCAAUGUCUGAUGUUGCCCUACCACACCACGCUAGAGCCACUCUUAUCAAUUGUCAAAAACAUGGAAAUGGAGAAGUUCCUCAAGUUCUUCACGUACCUCCACCGCCUUGGUUGCUAUCAGCACAUCAUGCUAUUUGGCUGUAGCCUCGCCUUCCCUGAGUGCAUCAUUGAUGGCGACGACAGUUGGGGACUCCUGCCCUGUAGGUCCUUCUGUGAGGCUGCAAAAGAAGGCUGUGAAUCAGUCCUGGGGAUGGUGAAUUACACCUGGCCCAAUUUCCUCAAAUGUUCCCAGUUUAGAAACCAAACUGAAAACAGCAACAUCAGCAAGGUUUGCUUCUCACCACAGCAGGAAAAUGGAAAGCAAAUGCUCUGUGGAGGGGGCGAGAGCUUUCUGUGUGCCAGUGGACUCUGCAUCCCCAGCAAACUGCAAUGCAAUGGCUACAACGACUGUGAUGACUGGAGUGAUGAGGCUCAUUGCAACUGCAGUGAGAAUCUCUUCCAUUGUCAUACAGGCAAGUGCCUUAAUUACAGCCUUGUGUGUGACGGGUAUGAUGACUGUGGGGAUCUGAGCGACGAGCAAGGCUGUGAUUGCAAUCCCGCACAAGAGCACAGCUGUGGGGAUGGGCACUGCAUUGCCCUGGAGUGGGUGUGUGACGGUGACCAUGACUGUGCGGAUAAGUCUGACGAGGCCAACUGCUCUUGUCACAGCCAGGGGCUGGUGGAGUGCAGGGAUGGACAGUGCAUCCCCAGCACGUUCCAGUGUGAUGGAGACGAGGACUGUAAGGACGGGAGUGACGAGGAGAGCUGCAGUGACAGUCAGACCCCAUGUCAGGAAGGAGACCACAGAUGUCUCUACAAUUCCUGCCUUGAUUCAUGUGGUGGCAGCUCUCUCUGUGACCCGAACAAUAGUCGGAAUAACUGUAGUCAGUGUGAACCAAUUACAUUGGAACUCUGCAUGAAUUUGCCGUACAACUAUACAAGUUAUCCAAAUCACCUCGGACACAGGACUCAAAAAGAAGCCUCCAUCAGCUGGGAGUCCUCUCUUUUCCCUGCCCUUGUUCAAACCAACUGUUACAAAUACCUCAUGUUUUUUGCUUGCACCAUUUUGGUACCAAAGUGUGAUGUGGACACCGGCCAGCGUAUCCCCCCUUGCAGAGCCCUGUGUGAGCUCUCUAAAGAGCGCUGCGAGUCUGUUCUGGGGAUUGUGGGCCUGCAGUGGCCUGAAGACACAGACUGCCAUCAGUUCCCAGAGGAAAAUGCGGACAAUCAGACCUGCCUGAUGCCCGACCAGUACGUGGAAGAGUGCUCACCCAGCCACUUCAAGUGCCGCUCAGGACGGUGUGUUCUGGCUUCCAGGAGAUGUGACGGCCAGGCUGAUUGCGAUGACGACAGUGACGAAGAAAACUGUGGUUGUAAAGAGAGAGAUCUUUGGGAAUGCCCAUCCAAUAAGCAGUGUUUGGAGCACACAGUGAUCUGCGAUGGCUUCCCAGACUGUCCCGACAGCUUGGAUGAAAGAAACUGCUCAUUUUGCCAGGAUGAUGAGCUGGAAUGUGUAAACCACCAAUGUGUGUCACGGGACCUGUGGUGUGAUGGGCAGGCGGACUGCUCGGACAGUUCGGACGAGUGGGCCUGCGUGACGCUUUCUAAAAAUGCAAACUCCUCUUCCUUCCUGACGGUUCACAGAGGUGCCACAGAACAUCACGUGUGUGCAGAUGGCUGGCAGGAGACACUGAGUCAGCUGGCCUGCAAGCAGAUGGGUUUAGGAGAACCGUCCGAGACCAAACUGCUACAGCAGCAGGAGAAUGACCAGCGGUGGCUGAUGUUACACCCUCUCUGGGGGAGCCUCUCAGGGACCACUUUGCACAAGCUGCUUGUAAACGGGCAGUCUUGUGAGAGUGGAAGUAAGAUUUCUCUUCUGUGUAAUAAACAAGACUGUGGGCGCCGCCCUGCUGCCCGGAUGACCAAGAGGAUCCUCGGGGGCCGAACGAGCCGCCCUGGACGGUGGCCGUGGCAGUGUUCUCUGCAGAGCGAACCCAGUGGGCACAUUUGUGGCUGUGUGCUCAUCGCCAAGAGAUGGGUGCUCACAGUUGCCCACUGCUUUGAGGGACACAUUAUCCAGAAUAAUGUUGGAGAAAAUAUUUGGACACCGUAUUUCUGUCAAAUUGAUACAUAAAAUGAACAUCACAAUAUGUGUAAAGAGAGAAGAUAGACUAAGGGGAAGCCAUCCCCAAACCGGCAAACAUCAUUGCGGAAAAUCCCCGUCUCUUCUGGCUGUCAAUUGCCAUGUCAUUUAGGAGCAAACAAAAUAAAACAAAAAUCAAACAAAACAACAGAACCCCAGGUAUUUAUUGUGCUCACUGAAGAUUCUGGGGAUUAAAUAUUCAGACAGGACAGAGCUGGCACACUUUGUCUCAUGCUGCACCAUCUGGAGCCUCAGCUGGAAGAUUCUCAAGCAGGAACCAUCUGACGUCUGGCAGGCGAUGCUGCCUGUUGGGGCAGCCACGGCCCUAGGUCCUGUCCUCACGGGAUGCACUAUCUGGAAUCCUCCACAGGGAGCUUUCCCAAAAGGGAGCCAGGAGGAAGCUGCCAUACUUUUUUUGACCCAGCCUCCUAAGACACAUCACAUUAUUCUAUUAGAAUAACACUUUAUUGGGCGGUGCCUGUGGCUCAAAGGAGUAGGGCACCAGCCCCAUAUGCCGGAGGUGGCGGGUUCAAACCCAGCCCCGACCAAAAACUGCAAAAAAAAAAAAAUAAUAAUAAAAAUAAAUAAAUAAACAAAAAAAAUAAUAACACUUUAUUAAAAUGAAGUAAUUUUACUUCAUUUUCUGCAAAUUAGUACAACCUCUAUGGAAAACAGUAUGGAGAUUCCUCAAAGAAUUAAAAGUAGACCUACCAUUUGAUUUGGUAAUUUUAUUAUUGGGUAUUUCCAGAAGGAAAAGAAAUCAUUUUAUCAAAAAGACACCUGUACUCAAAUGAUUAUUUGCAGCAUAAUUCACAAUAACAAAGAUGUGUAAUCAACCCAAUUGCCCAUCAGUUCACAAGUGGAUUAACAAGAUGUGGUGUGUGUACGCCAUAGAGUAUACUCAGCCGCAGAGAAGGAUGACUUCGUGCCUUUUGCAACAAUUUGAAUGCAAUAGGAGACCAUUAUCCUAAGUGAAUAUCUAAAGGAUGGGAAAGCAAACAUCACAUGUACUUACUAUUAAAUUGGAACUAACUGAAGAGCACACACGGACUUAGAGGGAAGGAAAACUUAAGGGAAAUCAAGCAGAGGGAGAGGGGAAGAGGGACGGAUGAAACCCUACCUACUGGGCACCAUGAACGCCAUGUGGGUGAUGGGCAUACUUACAACCAUGACUCAGCAUUAUAAAAGUGAUCACCCCAAAUAUUUGUACCUCCAUAAUAUUUUGAAAUUUAAUUUAUUAUUAUAAAUUAAAAUUAUUAUUAAUGAUAAUUUAUUAUUAUUCUUCAGUUGGUGGUCAUCUGGGUUACCUCCAGUUUGUUGCAAUAAACCUUCUACAACAAAGCUACUCACCUACUGGGACUCUUGUUUAUAGCGGUGAGAGUCUCAGCGCACACAUUUAGCUCCUUAUGAGUGUCACAGAGAUAGGAAUAUGUUUUGUUCCCUAAGGUGUUAACCUGGUGAAUGGAUAGACAUUUGCACAAGUAAUUAGAAUACAAUGUGAAAAGUGGCUGUAAAAUGGAAAUGCGUACUUCCAAUUAUUUGAUUGUUGUCUAGGGGAAAAUAAAAUAUAAAAAAAUCAAACCAGUAUCUCUUCUUGAGAACUUUUAACAUACAAAAUCCAGAAUGAUUGGAAGAGUCUGCUUACUUAGGCAAGAAAUACACUACACUCUUAUUGCUUUGGAAGGGGCCAGUGUUCCCAGAUGUCUUUUCCAGUUCUGAAUUGUAACUCCCUGAUAAGUACAUUAUACGAGCAAGACUAUAUUCAUCACAUGAUUGCCUAACAUGAAUCCCAUAGUCCUGGAAGGGAACAAUACUCUGUUUGUGUUAGUUAAUCCAGGUUCAUG
Molecule: messenger RNA, 4732 nt
Organism: Nycticebus coucang (slow loris)
Lineage: Eukaryota; Metazoa; Chordata; Mammalia; Primates; Lorisidae
Gene: CORIN
Product: corin, serine peptidase
Exons: 20
Coding region: 66-2879 (937 amino acids)
Biological process (GO): acrosome reaction; peptide hormone processing; regulation of blood pressure
Cellular component (GO): plasma membrane
Molecular function (GO): protein binding; serine-type endopeptidase activity
Source: RefSeq, a predicted model, not a curated record